AUUCUCCAUAUAUUAUUUGAAGAUCAUUUUUUUCCCUCUAUCUUUGAUUUGAAUAUCUAUAUUUCAUUAGAGGUUUUUAUGAUUAUAUUUUCUUAGUAACACCUGGUUGUGUUUAUUAAGGUAAAACAUGUUUUCAUGACAUGAUAUUUGCAUAUAUGCAACAAAAACCAACAAAAAAACAAUUAAACACACACCUAGAGAAGUACAUAGAGACACCCUUUAAGGCAUGCUUUUACUACUGAACUACUACAGAAGUGGCCCUCUAUUUUAUUUGUAGUUUUGUACCUUACCCUUUUCAAGAAUUGAUUAAAUGAUUCUUUUUUUCUCAUAGGAUUCUUCUAUCACACACCAAAUCUCAAAAAACUCUUCAUUUUUCUAUUGCUUUUGGAUUUGUAGAAUUGAUAUUAUCUAACAUGUAUAAUCAGAUUUCUUCACCUUCUUCUCAAAGGACUAAUUCACCAAAUAUAAACAUGAGAAGCAAUUUUGAUGCUGAAAGUCAGUACUUAAUGGAGCUUUUAUCAGAACAUCAGAAACUUGGACCUUUCAUGCAAGUCUUACCCUUGUGUAGCAGACUCCUCAAUCAAGAGAUUUUGAGGGUUUCUGGAAAGAAUGGAUUGUUACAGAAUCAUCAAGGGUUUAAUGAUUUUGAUAGAAUGCAAUUUAUGAACCAAAGUCAUAUGGCUUCUUCAGAUUUGAAACCAAACUUCACUGGCUGGAAUAGCCUGUCACAUGAUAUGUUAGCUGAAGUGAAGGGACUGAACAUGGAUUGGCAAACAGCACCAGUUGUUCCAAAUUCUCACAUUGUGAAGAAGAUAUUGCGCUUAGAUAUUCCUAAGGAUGGCUAUCCAAAUUUUAAUUUUGUUGGGAGGCUUCUUGGCCCUAGGGGUAAUUCACUGAAGCGUGUAGAGGCUACCACAGGUUGCCGCGUAUAUAUUAGAGGGAAAGGUUCAAUUAAAGACCUAGACAAGGAAGAAUUGUUAAGGGGAAGGCCAGGCUAUGAGCACCUGAGUGAUGAACUUCACAUCUUAAUUGAAGCUGAACUACCUGCUAAUAUUGUCGAUGUAAGGUUGAGGCACGCACAAGAAAUCAUAGAAGAGCUACUUAAGCCUGUGGAUGAGUCACAGGACCUUUACAAGAGGCAACAACUAAGAGAACUUGCUAUGCUCAAUUCCAACUUCAGAGAAGAGAGCCCUCAACUGAGUGGCAGUGUCUCUCCAUUCACUUCCAAUGAAAUAAAAAGGCCCAAAACUGAGCAAUAAUAGUUAAUCAUAUGCUGAUGAUUAUUGCACUUUAUGUUGCUUCCUUUAACUAGAUUCUUUAAAGCUAUACCGAGAAGACCUUGUUUAUAUAAUUCUGAUUUGAAUUAAUAAGGAAGAAAAAUAAUGAGGAAAAACAUAUUCAUUGUUAGUCUAUUGCAUUGGUAGACUUUCAAAAACUAGCAGAUUUCUUGCUGAAAUAUUUUGACCUGUUUACCAAUCUA
Messenger RNA from Medicago truncatula (barrel medic), 1480 nucleotides. Its product is annotated as KH domain-containing protein At3g08620. Lineage: Eukaryota; Viridiplantae; Streptophyta; Magnoliopsida; Fabales; Fabaceae. The coding region runs from base 414 to 1259 and encodes 281 amino acids. Gene Ontology annotation, cellular component: nucleus. The transcript is spliced from 7 exons. Gene Ontology annotation, molecular function: mRNA binding. The record is from RefSeq and is a predicted model, not a curated record. Gene Ontology annotation, biological process: regulation of mRNA splicing, via spliceosome.